AUGUUGGAGAAAAACCUUUUAAGAAAUCCUGAGGCUGUAAAUCCAGGGAGUGAAAUUAAAUUCGAUGAUUUACCGAAUGCUUCGAGCUUUCCGUGGGACCAAGUUCCUUCAUUGUUUUGGCGGUAUAAGGAAGCGGAAUCAAAUCCUAAUUUGGAGUUGCUGAAAAACAGCAUGGAUGCAAAUGGUUUGAGUUGGGGGUAUAUUUUCAACACUUUCUAUGAAUUGGAGAAUGCGUACUUGGAGUUUCUAAGUAAACAAAUUGGGUAUCAGCGAAUUUACAAUAUUAGGCAACUGAAUUUACUUCAUGGACCUGAACAGAUGAAUGUGAAAUCUGAUUCCACUAGUGGUGAGGUUUUCUCAUGGCUUGAUGAGUGUCCUAAUGAGUCAAAAAGUGCUCAAGAAAGCGCUAAUGGAGGCUUAAGCAAAUGGGCUCGAACGGAGUGA
Molecule: messenger RNA, 444 nt
Organism: Olea europaea var. sylvestris
Lineage: Eukaryota; Viridiplantae; Streptophyta; Magnoliopsida; Lamiales; Oleaceae
Product: UDP-glycosyltransferase 89B2-like
Exons: 2
Coding region: 1-444 (147 amino acids)
Source: RefSeq, a predicted model, not a curated record